Hydractinia symbiolongicarpus is the source of this 1627-nucleotide messenger RNA. RefSeq names its product fibropellin-1-like. Lineage: Eukaryota; Metazoa; Cnidaria; Hydrozoa; Anthoathecata; Hydractiniidae. The coding region runs from base 1 to 1083 and encodes 360 amino acids. Gene Ontology annotation, molecular function: calcium ion binding. The record is from RefSeq and is a predicted model, not a curated record. The transcript is spliced from 8 exons.
AUGUCGGCUAAGACAAAGCUACAAUUGUUCCUAAUGUUUGUUUAUUUUGGUUUCGCUUACCCAGAAAUAUAUCGCAAUGAUAAUUCAUUUAAUGCCGAGUUCAGCAUAGUGAGCAAUAACAAACGGUUGUUAAGUGGACUUAUUUUGUCAGAGAAGUCUCCAACGAUUGGCCAUUGCCUUUACAAAUGUGUUUUAACAAGAACUUGCAAAUCAAUAAACUAUUAUUUUGAAUUAAAUAAAUGUGAGCUGCUCUCUAAUGAAAUUAAGGAUGAAGAUGUUACAAUUGAGUCGAGCAAUGGAUGGAUACACUAUCAAACCGAACCUGCUGCAGAACAGGUUGAAGAUGUUACAAUUGAGUCGAGCAAUGGAUGGAUACACUAUCAAACCGAACCUGCUGCAGAACAGGUUACGCCAACCAUUAAAAGUAUUGUAUCAACCACAAAAGUUACAACAUUUACGUCAAGUUGUGCAGAGCUUUCACCUUGUCCCCAUCACACCUGUCAAGACACAUUGUCAGGCUAUCAAUGCAUCUGUAAAUUUGGAUACACCGGAGCAACCUGUGAAACUCCACCUCUAAAGACAUUCUCAGCUUGCACAUCAACUAAUGACUGUGAAACUGUUCUCGGUCAAGCGGCAGCGUGCUUGUCAAGUGGAAGAUGUUUAUGCCGUGCAGGUUGGAUUGGAAGCAACAAUGUUUAUGUUGGUUCUACAACCAGCAGUUACUCAACAAGCGUGGUGGCAGAAGGUACAUGCAGCAUGCCUUGUUCGACUCAUAUCAGAUUAAACACUUGUGGAUCGAAAUACGUGUUUCAAGACUUCUGCCAAGACCCUUCACCAGAAGAACAACUUGCUACCGAUGGUUUGUUACCUUCUUCAUAUAAACGACAAUGUGAUCCAGCUUGCUCAAAUACUGGAACAUGUUCUUUUUUCAUCCCGGGAGGGUGUGAAUGUGAGUAUGGUUGGUCUGGUCCAAAUGCUUGUUAUCAUGACGGACUGGGUACCAAUAAAAUUAUUGCUGUUCACUGCAAUGUUGAAUGUGAGUACGACGCAACUUCACGUAACUUGGCCUGCAUAGAAAUGUGAAAGAGUGAAGAAUGGAACGGGAAUAGUCGUUCAUCAAGACAAACAAUUCACCUAAUUUAACGUUGGAAAUAAAAAGACGCAAAACAUAGUGCGUGAAUAGUCAGUCGAAUUUUAGCUCUAUAUGUACUUUUAAGGCAUCGAGUUAGCGGAAAAGUUUUUUUGCAGGUUUACCAAGCGGUGACGAGACGGUGGUGUUUUGUAUAGUUUUAUUAAUUUUAUUGACGCGUGUUGCACGAACACAAUAAUACAAUGUUUUGUAAGCAUAUUUAUGGUUUCUCAACCUUAUCAGUCUGUGUAUAUGUAAAAUUAUAUUGACCGGCGUCAGCAGGUAUUCACCAAACGGAGUAAAGAUCAUGGAUGUGACAUAUGCAGUACGUUCCCGUAUAAACAGGCGCAAGGUUAAUAUAUCAUUUUUAUUUAAAUCAGGCGACUUUUACUGUUAUUUGCAUUUUUUUUUUUUAUGUAAAAAUGUGUAAAAUUGAGAAAUUGUAUUUUCUGUACAAAUAAGUUUCAUUAUGAGUACAAAAGAAAAAUUGGUUUGUUA